This is a messenger RNA of Emiliania huxleyi CCMP1516, 423 nucleotides long. It is a transcript of the gene Lhcf54, whose product is annotated as light harvesting protein. Gene Ontology annotation, biological process: photosynthesis, light harvesting in photosystem I; response to light stimulus. The coding region runs from base 1 to 423 and encodes 140 amino acids. The transcript has a single exon. NCBI's taxonomy places the organism in Eukaryota, Haptophyta, Isochrysidales, Noelaerhabdaceae. Gene Ontology annotation, cellular component: membrane. The record is from RefSeq and is a predicted model, not a curated record.
AUGCGCGAGGCGGAAAUCAGGCACGCGCGGCUGGCGAUGCUCGCAGCGGCCGGCUGGCCUCUCUCUGAGCUGCUCCAAGGGGGGCGAGCCCCCUCCGUCCUGAAUGGAGGGCUUGGCGACGGCCCGGUCCCCUUCUUCCUUGUGCUCGCGGCGGGCGCCGCCGCCUACGUCGAAUACCUCAGCGAGGAGGCCGCCAAUCAGGCCUCGGGGCUUGGCCCUGCAGCGCCCCGCUUGGCCGGCGACUUCGGGUUCGAUCCUCUGGGAGUGAUGGCCGAGGAGGGGGCUUACCGCCGCAAGGAGUUGAGCGCCAACGAGCUCUUCAACGGCCGGCUCGCCAUGCUCGCCAUCACCGGCUUCGCGGCCCAGGAGUUCCUAUGGGGCACGCCGGUCGUCGAGCAGACGCCAUUCUUCUUUGGGCGUUGA